CCUUCGUCCCAUCUUAUUCUCAACCGUGAAGUCUUUCUACUCUGAAACAAAAUGUCCGCAAAAGUCCAAGCUGAGUCGCUUCUAUAUCUAGUGGGCCUGGUGGGCAUGCUAGGGACCUGGGGCCGUUCCGCGCUCGACGGCUCCACUGCGCUUCUCUUACGGGUGCUGGAUGGCUCUAAGCCCUACAUUCUUGCCGGAACCGAGGCCACUCUGCGGAGAACCUUUACUGGCAUUCGCUACCCACUUGAUUGCACUCUUUCGGUGUUGAUUGCUUUCUGGUACGAGGCUGUCGAUGGUUCUCACCCUGCUGCCUCAGCAGUUAGUCUUUAUUUCCUCGGACAGCUGUUGCCGUGCAUUGUCAUCGCCUACGUAAAUGGUGUCCGAGGCGAAAGGCCGAGUCUUUUGAAGUAUUGCUUCCUCUUCCCCGCCAUUGUCCUCAGCUACCUUGUCCCCGCCGCGCUCAUGGCCCUUCCCGUGGCCAGGUCAAUCAGCAACAGCAGCGAUUUCCACCAACUCGCCAUUGUCGCCUGGAACCUCUAUCCCCUGCUGACGCUGGCAUUACUCUACACCCUGCGCCCUCUCCUAAAGCUCAUCACCCCAGCAAGUACCACUCCCGCAACCUCCAAAAAGAACGAAGCACACAUCCACGCCAUCCGAGCCGCCACCAUCCCCGCCUUCCUCUUCAGCACACUGAUGCACAUCUCCAUCGUGGCCGUCUCUAUCACCACCGUUCUCUUCCCGACUUUGUUCCAACCCACCUACCGCAAUGAACUGCACUCGACCGCUAUUUUCAUCCCGCCACUGGCCAUCGGCCCGCAAGCCAAAUCACCGGGUGACGGAGUGCGUGGAUUCUUACUCUGGGAUCAAGUAGCCGGGUACUCGACGGUAAUGACUGUGGUAAUGCUGGAACUGCGGAGUGCCUGGGCGGCGAGGGGGUGGGAGUUUCAGUGGAAGAGAAUGGUUCCUGCUGCGCUGGGAGGGUCGUUGUUGCUGGGGCCUGGGAGUGCAUGCUUGCUUGGGAGCUGGAUUCGGGAUGAAGUGUUGUGUGGAGGGUGGGUUGAGGAGGAUAGGCAGGUGAGGAAGGCGGAGUGAGAGAUUGAGGUCUCCAACGGGUGUCUGGUAUUAUCGAGGGAAACUGGAGAGAGAAGGUCUUAUUACUGGAUGGUUGGAGGGCAUUCGCGGGAAUGAUGCCGAUCAGUCACGUCGGACAGCGACCGGCGCAAGAUAAGCCUCGGAACUCGGAAGGAGAUAAGAUGGCCCGGAACUGGAGACAGGGCAUGUGAACAGCGAAGCUUUGAUCGGCUUGAGUUUGGGAGAGAUUAGUGAUACUGUAUACCGUAAUUCGAAGGGACCUCC
Aspergillus japonicus CBS 114.51 is the source of this 1356-nucleotide messenger RNA. RefSeq lists its product as uncharacterized. The record is from RefSeq and is a predicted model, not a curated record. Lineage: Eukaryota; Fungi; Ascomycota; Eurotiomycetes; Eurotiales; Aspergillaceae. The coding region runs from base 52 to 1092 and encodes 346 amino acids. The transcript is spliced from 2 exons.